GAGGCGGAAGUCGCUCCUUGCGGAGAUGGGGACCCCCUUGGUGGCCAGUCGGGGCCGGCGCUUCAAGUGGGCCAUCGAGCUGGGCGGCCCGGGCAGCGGGGGCAGGGGCCGCAACGACCGGGGCAGCGGCCAAGGUGAAUCCCUCUAUCCCGUGGGCUAUUCAGACAAGCAGGUCCCUGACACCAGCGUCCAGGAGACCGACCGUAUCCUGGUGGAGAAGCGGUGCUGGGACGUGGCACUGGGGCCGCUGAAGCAGAUCCCCAUGAACCUCUUCAUCAUGUACAUGGCUGGGAACACCAUCUCCAUCUUCCCCACCAUGAUGGUGUGUAUGAUGGCCUGGCGCCCCCUGCAGGCCCUCAUGGCCAUCUCUGCCACCUUCAAGCUGCUGGAGAGCUCCAGCCAGAAGUUCCUGCAGGGGCUGGUGUAUCUGAUCGGGAACCUGCUGGGGCUGGCACUGGCUGUCUACAAGUGCCAGUCCAUGGGGCUGCUGCCCACCCACGCCUCUGACUGGCUGGCCUUCAUCGAGCCCCCUGAGCGGAUGGAGUACACAGGCGGGGGGCUGCUGCUGUGACCCAUAACAGCCCUUGCCUCUGGAGUGAUCGCAGGCCUUCCAGGAGGACCUGGAAUUUCCACCCCUCCUGCUGGGCUUUGAGCCCCACCAUCCUCUCCAAGCCUCCCCCUCCCCCAGGGGGAGGGGCAGAUAAAGCUGCUAUGCAGAGGUGGCUCCACUGCCUCCUGUGGUGGGGUGGGAGGCAGAGUGCAUCCAACAAGCACACGCUGGAUUUUCCCUUCCAUGUGCAAGCACCAGCCCUUGUGCUCUCUCCCCCGUCCCCACAGUUACACUUAAUGUACAAAAUUUUAUUCUUUACACAGUUCUAGUACAGAGCAAAAAAAAUCCCUCCUCACCCCCCAACACUGUAAAGUGGGGCUUGACCCCCAAUAAAUUAAAAGCCCCCCUCCCCACAAAGAUCAAGUAGUGGCUGCCAGGCCCUGCCUUCCAACUGAAACUGUAGGGGGAGAGGAUUUGCCUGUUUCAAAGCUGCCCUGGGGGCCAGGGACUCCAGCAACUGCCUGUCCAGCCUGCCAUGAUUAAUGCUGAGAGACAACAGCAGCCCAGGGAGGGGGAGAAGGGGACAGUGGGGACCUCAUGUCCCUGCCCUCUCUUGAUCCAGCAACCCCACCCCCAGUUCAGCCCUAUGGCUAUGGGGCAGGAGUGAAUGUGAAAUAAAAAGUUAAGCCACA
This is a messenger RNA of Mauremys reevesii (Reeves's turtle), 1242 nucleotides long. RefSeq names its product ER membrane protein complex subunit 4 (gene EMC4). Lineage: Eukaryota; Metazoa; Chordata; Testudines; Geoemydidae. Gene Ontology annotation, biological process: protein folding in endoplasmic reticulum. Gene Ontology annotation, cellular component: EMC complex. Bases 26 to 571 code for a protein of 181 amino acids. The record is from RefSeq and is a predicted model, not a curated record. The transcript has 6 exons.